CGCGCUCGCGAUCCUUUCCGUUGCCCUCACGCGAUCUCAGAACACCGAACAAUCGCUUGGAUAAAGGGGCCAAAGGAUUAGGCGAUAGGGUUUCGUCCUUGAGACUCCGAAGAAAGAUGCCGAAGAACAAGGGUAAAGGAGGGAAGAACCGCAAAAGGGGGAAGAACGAGGCCGACGACGAGAAGCGCGAGCUGGUAUUCAAGGAGGACGGCCAGGAGUACGCCCAGGUGGUCCGGAUGCUCGGCAACGGCCGCUGCGAGGCGACGUGUAUCGAUGGAACUAAGAGGCUUUGCCACAUCCGUGGUAAGAUGCACAAGAAGGUAUGGAUCGCCGCUGGGGACAUCAUCCUCGUAGGCCUUCGUGACUACCAGGACGACAAGGCCGACGUCAUCUUCAAGUACAUGCCCGAUGAGGCACGUCUACUCAAGGCGUACGGUGAGCUUCCUGAGAACAUCCGUCUCAACGAGGGUAUCGGAGGCCUGGACGAGGAGGACGAGGGCGGCGCUGAUGACUACAUCGAGUUUGAGGAUGAAGAUAUUGACAAGAUCUAAGGAAUUGGAGCCGGACCUUCUCUCUUUCUCCUGAACGUGGUCUGAUUUAGUUGAUGUGCCUUUCAUUUUGGUUUCAUUAUACACGUAAAUUUGCUUCUGUUGUUGUAUGAAGAUGCUUGUAUUAAAUUCUUAAUUCCUGCAAUGGUCGCCCCCCAUGCGAACAAGAUAUAUAAUCUUGUCUUUGUUCAUGGAUAUAAUUUGCUAUGAAAAAACACAUCUUUGAGCGUCUUUAGUUA
Molecule: messenger RNA, 787 nt
Organism: Zingiber officinale
Lineage: Eukaryota; Viridiplantae; Streptophyta; Magnoliopsida; Zingiberales; Zingiberaceae
Product: eukaryotic translation initiation factor 1A
Exons: 1
Coding region: 117-551 (144 amino acids)
Biological process (GO): translational initiation
Cellular component (GO): cytoplasm
Molecular function (GO): translation initiation factor activity; RNA binding
Source: RefSeq, a predicted model, not a curated record